Molecule: messenger RNA, 5516 nt
Organism: Salvelinus fontinalis (brook trout)
Lineage: Eukaryota; Metazoa; Chordata; Actinopteri; Salmoniformes; Salmonidae
Gene: trak1a
Product: trafficking protein, kinesin binding 1a
Exons: 17
Coding region: 369-3413 (1014 amino acids)
Biological process (GO): anterograde axonal transport of mitochondrion; endosome to lysosome transport; neurogenesis
Cellular component (GO): dendrite
Molecular function (GO): GABA receptor binding
Source: RefSeq, a predicted model, not a curated record
CGCUUUCCUACGACUGCCUCUCUUCUUCCCUCUCAUUCUUUAUUAUUUCCCUCCCUUCUCUCUUCCUCCCUUCUCCCUUCUCUUUCUCUCCCUCCCUUCUCUCUCUCCCUCCCUUCUCUCUCCCUCCCUCCCUUCUCUCUCUUCCUUCCUCUUCUCUCUCUAUCUCCCUCCCUCCCCUCUUUUUUUCUCUCCCACUCUUCGCCCUUCCCCUUCCUGGAGAAGCGGAAAAUGUAAGUCUGGGUGAGAGGACACGGAGCAAGGGGCAGAGGCGCCAUGAUUAUCUAGGAGUUUUACAGUGAUGAGCUGUAACAGUCUUUGGAUGGGAGUCUGAUGGACAUCUGGAUCUGCUGAGGGAAGGAGUAAAUCCCAUGGCAGGAAGUGCUGAUGUGUGUAACAGUACUGAUCUUCCAGAGGUGGAGAUCAUCAGUCUGCUGGAGGAGCAGCUGCCCCACUACAAGCUGAGAGCAGACACCAUCUACGGGUAUGACCACGACGACUGGCUCCACACCCCUCUCCUCUCCCCCGAUACCAACCUGGACCUCACCGUCGAGCAGAUUGAGGAGACACUGAAGUAUUUCCUUCUAUGUGCUGAAAGAGUGGGCCAGAUGACUAAGACAUACAGUGACAUAGAUGCUGUUACUCGUCUGCUUGAAGAGAAAGAACGGGACUUGGAGCUCGCCGCCCGCAUCGGCCAGUCACUGCUGAAGAAGAACAAAACCCUCAGUGAGAGAAAUGAAUUCCUGGAGGAGCAAGUGGAGCACAUUCGAGAGGAGGUUUCUCAGCUGCGCCAUGAUCUGUCUAUGAAAGAUGAGCUUCUCCAGUUCUACACUAGUGCAGCAGAGGAGAGUGAAGGAGAUUCGUCCAGCUGUACCCCCAUCCGCCACAAUGACUCCACACUGUCGGUGCCAAGUUACUUCCCCCUGGACUCCCUGCAGAAGAAACUCAAAGACCUGGAGGCAGAGAACAUCUCUCUUAGAUCAGAGGCCAGUCACCUGGAGACGGAGACAGAGGAGUACGAGGAGAAGGAGCAGCAGCUGGUCAACGACGUCGUCAAAGAGCUGAGAGAUGCCAACCACCAGAUGUCCACCCUGGCGGAGGAGCUGGCGAGGAAGACGGACGACGCGUCUCGCCAGCAGGAGGAGAUCACACACCUCCUGUCCCAGAUCGUAGACCUGCAGAAGAAGUCCAAGUCUUAUGCAGUGGAAAACCAAGAGCUCAUCCAGCAUCUAGGAGCUGCCAAAGAUGCCCAGCGCCAGCUCACUGCUGAGCUGAGGGAGUUGGAGGAUAAGUAUGCAGAGUGUAUGGAGAUGCUCCAUGAGGCCCAGGAAGAGCUGAAGAACCUCCGGAAUAAAUCCCUGCCUCUCAGUACACCCCGACGCUUCCACUCCCUGGGCCUGUUCCCUAUGGACUCUCUAGCUGCUGAGAUUGAGGGCACCAUGAGGAAGGGGCUGGCUAUGGAUGACCCGGAAGUGGAAGAGCAGAAGUUGCACCCCAAGCGUGUGUUUGAGACUGUGAAAAACAUUAACCUGAUGCGUCAGCGCUCCUCUCUGGCCCCGUCUCCCAUGAACAUCCCCGGCUCCAACCGGUCGUCCUGUCUGAACUCUGGCCGCUCUAGCUGCCUGUCCACGCCCCGCUCCAGCCUGUACGGAGGGGAUAUGGGGAGCAUCCUCAUAGACAACCACACCAACAGCUUCAUACUGGAGACUCCUGACCACAGUGAGGAUGACUCCAACAAGAAACCAGGGACCCCUGGAACGCCGGGCUCUCAGGAUCUGGAAGCAGCCCUGCGACGUCUCUCCCUGCGGCGGGACAACUACCUGAGCGAGCGGCGCUUCUUCGAGGAGGAGAGGGAUCGGAAGCUCCAGGGGCUGGUGGAGAAGGGAGAGGUGUACAACGGCAGUAUGACCCCCACAGAGAGCAUCAUGUCCCUGGGAGGAACCCACCCCUCUUCCAUCUGGUCUGGGUACUCCUUCUGCUCCCGCUCCUACCUGCCGGAGAAGCUGCAGAUUGUCAAGCCACUGGAAGGCUCAGCCACCCUGCACCAGUGGCAGCAGCUGGCCCAGCCCAACCUGGGUGGGAUCCUGGACACGCGGCCUGGUGUGGUCACUAAGGGCUUCCGUCCUCUGGAACUAGACCUGGAGCACAUGUACCUGUUCACUGACUUUGAGGAGGAGGACUUUGAGGUGGUGGAGGAGUCUGACCACCUGUCUGUCCACAGCCUCUCUGCCUCAGGCUCUACCCCCGUCUGUAGUGGCAUCUCCAUCCUCAGCCGGCAGGGCCUCCGUACCCGCUCCUCCUCCUGCUCCUCCUCCUGCAGCGGCAUCAACAACAACCUUCCAGAGGGAGGGGUUGGGGGUGAUGGAGAAGCCAGGGAAGAGGGCGAGACACUAGGCCCAGGCAGCACAUCACUGUCGUCCCCCGCACCUCCAGACAGAGAGAACCAGGAGAACCAGGAUCAGGCUGCAGCCGCUGACGGGGUGUCCGCCCACUACCCUGGUAAAUGCAUGUCCAACACCAGCUCCACCUAUACCUUCACCACCUGUCGGAUCAUGCACCCCUCAGACGAGCUGACCAGAGUCACCCCCAGCCUUAUGUCUGGCCCUACUGCCUCCUGCGUCAUGACCAGCAGCAGCAGCGUCAGAUCUACCCCCUGCUCAACCCCUUGCACCCCGCGCCGCCUCAGCCUGGCAGCCGAGUCCUUCACCAACCUGAGAGAUUCCACCAAGACCAUGAGCACUAGUGGAGGUCUGGUGCGGCUCCUCCAGGAGCGAGGCAUCUCUGCAGCAGUCUACAACCCUCAGAGCUGGGACCGAGCAGACUGUAGCACCUCUAUCACCACUGGAGGGGUACCGUCGCUUCUACCGCCGCGGCCCCCCGACACCCUACCCUCCACGCCGCCCAACUCCCCAACCCACCGCUCCCUCUGUGCCCAACCCAGCAGCCCCGUGGGCCCCUUCGAACUCAGUCCCAGCGCCCCGCCCUAUGACAACUUCCUGGCGUCGAAGCCGGCCAGCUCCAUCCUGAAGGAGGUGAGGGCAGAGGCCCAGAGCAGUGAGUCAGCAGACAGCGAUUGUCAGACUGACGUCAGCGUCCACAAUCUGAAGCUGGUGGACAAGCUGAAGCGCUUCAGCGUGGCUGGGGCCGGCCCCUCUUUAUCAGGGGCCACGGGGCCCACCAUGCUGGGGCCCCUCAGCGGCCUCCACCGCCCUUCCCACUUCUGCCCUUCUGUGGUGACCAGUCCGAUAGGGGGCCUCGGCCCCGCUCUGAACGCAGGCAUCCGCCGUAACCGCAGCUACCCGGCCAUGGUAGGGGCCGGCAUGGCUAUGAAGGGCCCGGGGCCCCACAGCCCCACAGACAUGCUCCUGGCUUCUUCCUCCAAGCUCCUCAGACAGACUAGUCUCAAUGAUGGGUGAAGGAAUGUUGACUUUUCUCUUCUGUCUGUCACCUGUCAGAUGAGUUGGAUGUAUAUAUAGCUGCUGUAUGAGUCCCCGGUCUGUGACAAAUCAACUCUGUGCCUGAAAGAGAUGCCCUUUCUUUUUACAGUGCAUUUUGUAUCAAUGCUAAUUAUUUUGUCUUCCUUUAUCUUUCUUUCUCUAUUCUGUUUCUCUCUCCUCUCCUGUCCUCUCUUUCUCUAUUCUGUCUCUCUCUCCUCUCCUGUCCUCUCUUUCUCUAUUCUGUCUCUCUCUCCUCUCAUGUCCUCUCUUUCUCUAUUCUGUCUCUCUCCUCUCCUGUCCUCUCUUUCUCUAUUCUGUCUCUCUCUCCUCUCCUGUCCUCUCUUUCUCUAUUCUGUCUCUCUCCUCUCCUGUCCUCUCUUUCUCUAUUCUGUCUCUCUCUCCUCUCCUGUCCUCUCUUUCUCUAUUCUGUCUCUCUCCUCUCCUGUCCUCUCUUUCUCUAUUCUGUCUCUCUCUCCUCUCCUGUCCUCUCUUUCUCUAUUCUGUCUCUCCUCUCCUGUCCUCUCUUUCUCUAUUCUGUCUCUCUCUCCUCUCCUGUCCUCUCUUUCUCUGUCCUGCUUUUCUUUCUCUGUCCAGCUUUUCUCUCUGCUUACAACCUUCAGUAAAUAGUACCAUGAUGUGUUAUUGUUUUAUUGUUGAUUGGCCCUGCAGAUCGGUAGGCUGAAGAACAUGUACUGUAGCACCUGUUAUCUGUUUAGGAAACGGAGCGCUUCCAAGCCCAGGUAAACUCAUAUUAAAAAUCUAUUUAUUUUAUUCCCAGGUCUAAACGUAUACAUGUAGAGAGAAAACACUGUCUCUUCCUGUUAAUUAGCCAAUGAGUGGCAAGCAGUACCAACGAACGCACCUUAAGUGGUAUUUAAGGGUGUUCUGUGACAUCCAUGACAAUAUGCACAUAACUAAGACCUUUAUUGAGGAAAUGAAGUGGUGGAGGUACAGUUCAUACUACUAGCUAGCACAAUACUGGGCAACAACACAUGUUAUUCACCUCAGAGUUUAUCCAAAUAAAGAGUGGGAAGGAGCCACACUUGAAGCUAAGAGGGAUGCAUGGAUGUUUGCCGUGAAUGAAUAGGCUGUGGUUUGAACUUGGAUACAUUGUAACAGACCAACAUGAUUUCUAGACAUUUGUGUGCAGUGCGAGUAAGUGAACUUGUGUGUGUAUGAAGUUGAUGAAAGAUUUCCCUAUAGGCCUAGAUAGUCUAAGAAAGGCUGGAGUCAUUUGGUUACGGUGAUAAUCAGAUAUACAGGACAUUUCAACCAGAGCCCACUAACUGCUGUCUCCCAAUACAAAAAGUGUGUAGGAGAGUUCUCUAGGAGGGACGCCGUUGACUUUUAUGAGAGAAACAUUAUACAAGUUAGAUUUUUUUUCUGCCUUUCAUCUUUCUGGUAACAAGCUUUGGUGACUGAACUGUUAGCUUUAAACUAAAGCCACUGUACUGUAAAUGAAGUAGUCGAACGGAGAGAUGGAGGGAAAACGUCCUAGUGCCUCAUACUUUACAUAGUUCCCUUGUUGUUGGGCUGAUCUGUCUGGUUCCACCCUGGUAUGAGCAGACAGCUGCCCGGUGUUCUGAGGAUAUCCUCCUCGUAGGAGUUUUCACUUGAACUGCAGAGAAGAUGAGCUCUCAUUACAUCUUGGAUAGAUGCAGUACAUGUGUUGAAAUAAAGAAGAGACACCUAUUAUUUAUCAUUAACCUCUGACAAAAGUAGAGAUUCGUCCUUGCUGACAUUGUGUGUAACUUGAAUAUCCUUUGAAUGUAUUGAUUAAGAGCAGAAAAUAUUCUGUCCAUAUGUGUCUGUUGAUUUAAAGGAUGGUUUUACUGCAUUUCAACCACAAAGGGAAUUAUUAUUAUACUACUUGUACAUUGUAAAUGGUAUGUAUGCAAUGAAUUUAGCCAUGUUAACUAUUUUUUAAUAAACUAGAAAAUAUAUAUAAGGGACAAAAAUGUUGUUCAGGCAAUGAAGUGGUCAGAACACUGGUAUAAAAACAAAAACAAGGGUUUUGUGUUCCGGAAUUUCAAGAGCACCAAUUUGCAAAAAAGGCUAUUAUCAAUAAAACAAUUGAUAUGA